Eufriesea mexicana is the source of this 1102-nucleotide messenger RNA. Its product is annotated as fibroblast growth factor 1. The record is from RefSeq and is a predicted model, not a curated record. The transcript has 5 exons. The coding region runs from base 404 to 1102 and encodes 232 amino acids. Lineage: Eukaryota; Metazoa; Arthropoda; Insecta; Hymenoptera; Apidae. Gene Ontology annotation, molecular function: growth factor activity.
GCUGACCACCGCUGACUACGCCGUCUACCCAAUAGGCCGGCGUCACAUCCAGUAUUAUCCGACGUAGCUCCGCGGAGCCGAGGUGGCUCAGUCGUCUGAUAAACGCGGAGGCACCUGGAUAGGCCGCAGAGCUGGUCGCGUCUGCACAUCCGUCGACGCCGGUGAAUCGUGCACGCUGUGAACAAUGUGUACCCCGUGAAACGGAACCGCGGCCAGCUGAUCAAUCCAUUGCUACCUAGUCUUGCGAAACCCCUGGCUCCGUUUCUAUCGACUACCGUGUUUUUGUUCCGAUUCCACCAUCGCCGUGAGAUCGACGGAAAACUUCUGGUUCUGCAGGUUCGCUGGGAGGCUUGGUACCCGAGCGUCGAGGCAGGUAUCGAGGGGACAGAAUUAUCAUAAGAGGAUGAGUCUUCGUUGGAUUCACGAAAACUUAGAAGCACCGACAUGCGACGAGGAAUGCAGCGACAUCGAUGACAGUUGCAGCGACGACAGCUACGAUUCCGAUCUAUCGAUCGGUGAUGAGAAUGGGCCGGGAAGCGAAAAGGAGAUCAAUGGGGAUCGCAGGAGGAAACGGGAGACCAGGAGGCAUCCUACCACCACAGUGAAGUUCGACGAGAACGGAACUCCACGUUACAUCACUUCGGAAUCGGCUAAACGCUCGCCUUGCGUCAUAUGGGAUCCAAGAAAACCGGCACAAAACCCUGUGUACAAUUGUUUGGUAAUCAAAUUGUUCUGUCGAACCGGAUACCAUCUCGGUGUGUUGGAAUCCGGUCGUGUUCGAGGCUUGAGCGCCACGAACGAACCACAUGCCUUGCUUCACAUUAUACCGAUAUCGUUUGGUGUGAUUCGAAUACAAAGUAUCGAGACUAGUCUCUAUUUGGCUUUCAACAAGAAGGGUCGUUUGUACGGAGAGCCAAAUGGAAAUAAAGAUAACACAGAAUGGGAACAAUGGAACGUUGGUUCCUACGAUGCCUUUCGAUCGAAAAAGUACGCGAAUUAUGGCUGGUGGAUAGGGAUUAAAAAGAAUGGACGAGCGAAACCAGGAUCAAGAACAAGUUGGGGCCAAAAGUCGAUACAAUUUUUAGCUAUACGACAAGAAUAA